AUGAGCACACCACCCCAGAACCCAUUCGCCAGCCCGGCCAACAGCCAACGCGGCCACCACAGAGAACAGGGCUCGUCCAGCUCAACACCAUGGCAGCGCUCGCCGCGACACUCGGGCGACGGCGGCCCCGGCACCUACACGCCGUACACCUACAACAGCGUCGCCCACGGCGCCGCAACGCCAGUCCCGGCCCCCAAGCGCAAGUUCAAGAGCUACCGUCUGCGCGAGGACUACCCCAAGCCGUGGCUCGAGGACAAGGACAUGAAGAAGACGCGAUGGAACAACAUCAUCAUCGGCAGCCUGAUCCUGCUUGGCUUCGCCGGCGCCGGCGUCGUCGCCUUUUUCAUGUCCAAGCCCUACGUGCAAAAGGAUUACUGCCUCAUGUACGAGGACAACUUCCAGACACUCGACAAGAGCGUCUGGACGCACGAGGUGCAGCUCGACGGCUUCGGCAACCACGCCUUUGACUGGACCACGACCGACGAGCGCAACUCGUACGUCGACGGCCAGGGGCUGCACAUUGUGCCGACGCUCACCACCGAGACGACGCCCAUCACCGCCGACGAGCUGUACGCCAACUACACGCUCAGCCUCGACGCCGACAAGUCGUGCACCGGCGCCUUCAACUCGUCGGCGUGCGUGCUGCGCUCCAACCCGGAAAAGGGCACCUUUAUCCCGCCCGUGCGCUCCGCGCGCCUCACGACCAAGGGCACCAAGAGCAUCCGCUACGGCAUGGUCGAGGUCGUCGCCAAGAUGCCAAAGGGCGACUGGCUCUGGCCCGCCAUCUGGAUGAUGCCCGAGAGCGACGUCUACGGCGCGUGGCCGCGCUCCGGCGAGAUUGACAUUGCCGAGUCGCGCGGCAACGGCGCCGACUACAGCGAGGGCGGACGCGACUGGUACUACGGCACGCUGCACUGGGGGCCCACGCCGCAGACCGACACGUACUGGAAGACGACGCUCGCCAAGAAGAUCCGCCGCGGCACCUACUCGGACAAGUUUCACACCUACGGCAUCCAGUGGACGCCCAACUACAUUUACUUUUACAUUGACUCCAAGAUUCACCAGAUUCUGUUUGUCGGGUUCAAGAAGAGCGAGGACCUCUACGACAAGGGCGAGUUUGCCAAGCAAAAGUCGGAAAACGACACGCUGCUCGACAACCCCUGGAGCGUCUCCAACUCGACGACGGGCAACGCGCCGUUUGACCAGUCGUUUUACCUCAUUCUGAACGUGGCCGUGGGCGGCACCAACGGCUUCUUCCUGGACAAUGUCGGGGACAAGCCCUGGGUCAACGGCGCGACCAACGCGCGGUGGUCGUUUUGGGACGCCCGCGACAAGUGGCUGCCGACGUGGGGGGAGGGCGACCAGCGCGGCAUGACGGUGCGCUCGGUCAAGAUGUGGCAGCUCGGUGCCUGUGGCUCGAAGCAGGAGCUGUAG
Akanthomyces muscarius is the source of this 1434-nucleotide messenger RNA. RefSeq lists its product as uncharacterized. Bases 1 to 1434 code for a protein of 477 amino acids. Gene Ontology annotation, molecular function: hydrolase activity, hydrolyzing O-glycosyl compounds. The record is from RefSeq and is a predicted model, not a curated record. The transcript is spliced from 2 exons. Gene Ontology annotation, biological process: carbohydrate metabolic process. Lineage: Eukaryota; Fungi; Ascomycota; Sordariomycetes; Hypocreales; Cordycipitaceae.